This is a messenger RNA of Phycomyces blakesleeanus NRRL 1555(-), 963 nucleotides long. RefSeq lists its product as hypothetical. Bases 1 to 963 code for a protein of 320 amino acids. Gene Ontology annotation, biological process: peptidyl-L-cysteine S-palmitoylation; protein targeting to membrane. Gene Ontology annotation, molecular function: protein-cysteine S-palmitoyltransferase activity. The transcript is spliced from 5 exons. Gene Ontology annotation, cellular component: endoplasmic reticulum; Golgi apparatus. NCBI's taxonomy places the organism in Eukaryota, Fungi, Mucoromycota, Mucoromycetes, Mucorales, Phycomycetaceae. The record is from RefSeq and is a predicted model, not a curated record.
AUGUCCUCUCCCGCACCGAUUAAUCCAACUAUCUCGUCUACCCCCAUCCAAGUUCAACCUCCAGUCCAAACCUUGGCAGUACCACAACUACAGAGACGUAACUACCAAGACUUUCCAGGUCGCAAUAAGUUCUUUUGUGGAGGUCGCUUUAUGACUAGCAGAGAAUAUUGGGCAUUCCUUGUUGCACUUGUACUUAUUGUUGGUCCAUCUGUUCUAUUUGGUAUAUUUACCUGCCCGUUCUUAUGGGAUAAUGUUCAUCCAGCUGUUCCUAUCGUAUUUUGUUAUCUGUUUGUUCUUUCAUUUGCUUCGAUGAUCAAGACUUCUUGGACUGACCCCGGAAUCAUCCCGCGCGACUUAGACCCUACGCCCGAGUUCUUUGAUGACCAAGGGUCAGCAUACUACGGUGAAUCUGAGUGGAGUCACGUCCCAGUUCAAAAAGAAGUAAAGAUCAGAGACAACACUUGGGCACUGCGUUACUGCGAUACAUGUAAGCUCUAUAGACCACCUCGUGCCAGCCAUUGUCGCCAAUGCGAUAAUUGUGUGGAGAAUGAAGAUCAUCACUGUAUCUGGCUGAAUAAUUGCAUUGGAAAACGAAAUUACCGACCAUUCUUUACAUUUAUUGUCACUGCUACCUUUCUCUGCCUAUUUGUCAUUGUGUUUUCGAUUGUACAUCUCCUACUUAUAGUCAGAGACCAUUCUGGGAACAUCACCUUUAUUACGGUUUUUCAUGCAGCUCCAGUAAGCUUCGUUCUUGCCAUCGUUUGCUUUCUUCUCCUCUGGAUGGUCGGUGGCCUGACAUUCUAUCACUGUUCCCUGAUCUUCAAAGGCGUCACCACCCACGAGCAGCUUCGUGCUUCAAUAAUCAACAGUAAAUAUCCAGGCAUUAGUGCAAAUCCGUUUAACAAGGGCAGUCCAGCUCAAAACAUGAUCCAUGUACUUUGCAGGCCACAACCAAAAAGGUAA